UCCUACUGUUCGUGAAUGACCUCUGGCUGCAUAUCAGCUCUCCGAUUCUCCUCUACGCUGACGACGUCAAACUAUGGAGGGCAGUAACUUGCGAAACGGAAUCCAGUGCAAUACAGAACGAUCUUAAAACAUUAGAGGAAUAAGCAAAAAUAACGAACUGGCAUUUAACCUGGGUAGACGCACGUUCAUGUUUUCCCUCACUCCUGAUCCACAGAAAGUAUCCUACUUUCUCUGUGGUUCAAAUUUAUCUCAUACCGCAACAGAAAAAGAGCUGGGUUUAAUAGCGAUGGGUAAACUGGACACCAGUUCCAAUUACCCAGGAGAUACCUCAAAAGCAUACGGUGUACUAUACUCCGCGUCCAGACAACUAAGUGCCCUCACACCAGAGCUCUUUUUGAAGCUCUACAAGACUUACAUACGACCCCACUUGGAGGUCAAUAACGUCUUCGCUCCACCACAACUGAAAAGAGGCAUGAACCCACUGGACAAAGUUCAGAGGCGAGUCACAAAAGGGGUUGUUGGGAUGCAACAAAAACUAUAUGAGGAUCAACUGAAAGACCUAGGCCUAUACUCUGUUAGUUUCAGAAGGUUACGAGGUGACUUGAUAAUGGAUUACAAAAUACUGAAUAACCCAAGUCACCCGAAUAGAGGAAUACUACCGAGUGGCCACUAUGGUAAUUUUCUUGGAAGCCCUAAGAGAAUUGCCCACCAAAGAUCAAAAACUCAUGUGUGUUCACACUUCUUCCUCCUUCGAGUCUGCGGGCACUGGAAUGCAUUACCAACAGAGGUAGUCUCCACACCAUCUGUUGAAAGUUUCGAGAAAGGGCUAGACAGUCACUCAGAGACCCACAGUCUACCCAAAUGUAGCCGGAAUACGAACUAAACAGAAGAAAUCAAAUGCUGUCACGCCACUCCAAUUAUGUUACAUCUACACCACUUUUCUUUCUUCUGUAACUAUUUGAGCCCUUUUCAU
Heterobilharzia americana is the source of this 973-nucleotide messenger RNA. The record is from the annotation of a GenBank genome assembly. Lineage: Eukaryota; Metazoa; Platyhelminthes; Trematoda; Strigeidida; Schistosomatidae.